CCCUUUCUCCCCCAAAAACCAAACUCGCGCCGAUUCCGAGCCCUCCCCGAUUUCUCCCUUCCUCAUUUUUCCCCUCCAUUCCUCAUACUCCCCUCCUUCCCCCUUCCUUUAUCAUCUCCUGCUCCCCAGAUUGCCGUCUCCAGAUUUUGUUCCUUCUUUUCCUGCAUCCCCAUACUUUGCCCUGUGCACUACUGUUCGCACUACCACUACACCACUCCCCUGUCCGUUUCAACCCAAGGUUUCCAACAUCCUUUAACGAUCAUCCCGUCGCUGAUCUGAUCGACCGGAUAGCUCUGGACCACCACCCCUGCAAUAAAUUGUCCGCCUCGGCACAUCCUCCCUCGCCCGCCUCUCUACACGAGAAAGGAUAACUUGGAAUCAUUUUCCGGUCUAUAUAUCCGGCCUUUUCUCCUCUUGUUCCCCCCCGCAAAGGAGAUAUUCACAUGUCUCCCCCGGCUUCAGUGGGUUUCUCCAAUCUACUGAACCCUCAAGAAGCAGCGGAUUCGGCCUCGCCUACCACUGCCCAACCGACCUCGUCUCCUUCUUCAGAGCCUUCCAUGGCUUCUUCCGUCAGCUUGCUGCCGCCUCUCAUGAAGGGUGCUCGUCCCGCCAACGAGGAGGUCCGUCAGGAUCUUCCCCGGCCUUACAAAUGUCCUCUUUGCGACCGGGCUUUCCACCGCCUGGAACAUCAGACACGUCACAUUCGGACUCACACCGGCGAAAAGCCCCAUGCCUGCCAGUUCCCGGGCUGCACGAAGCGCUUCAGCCGCUCCGAUGAGUUGACUCGUCACUCGCGCAUUCACAACAACCCCAAUUCCCGUCGAAGCAACAAGGCCCAGCACCUCGCUGCGGCGGCGGCUGCGGCUGCUGGCCAGGAUGCCGCCAUGGUCAAUGCGGCCAACAUGAUGCCUCCUCCCAGCAAGCCUAUCACUCGAUCUGCGCCCGUUUCCCAGAUUGGUUCUCCGGAUGUUUCUCCGCCUCACUCUUUCUCCAACUAUGCCAACCACAUGCGCUCCAACCUGGGCCCAUACUCGCGCACCUCGGAGCGCGCUUCUUCCGGUAUGGACAUCAAUCUGUUGGCCACUGCAGCCUCGCAAGUUGAGCGAGAUGACCACCUGGGCUUCCACGGAUCGCGACACCACAUGUAUGGAUCGCGCCAUCACAGCCGUGGCCUGCCUUCGCUCUCCGCCUAUGCGAUCUCUCAGAACAUGACUCGGUCGCACUCCAACGAUGACGAUGAUGGGUACGGGCACCGCGUGAAGCGCUCGCGUCCCAACUCUCCCAACUCUACUGCUCCUUCGUCUCCUACCUUCUCUCACGACUCGCUCUCUCCUACCCCUGACCACACUCCUCUCGCUACUCCCGCGCACUCUCCUCGCUUGCGCCCCCUAGGAGCCAAUGAGCUUCACCUGCCUUCCAUCCGCCACCUGUCUCUCCAGCACACUCCUGCGCUUGCCCCCAUGGAGCCCGCACCCGAGGGCCCCAACUAUUACAGCCCCGGCCAGGGUCACAUGGGUCCCAGCAUCACAGACAUCAUGUCCAAACCGGACGGUACGCAGCGCAAGUUGCCCGUGCCACAGGUCCCCAAGGUUGCGGUACAGGACAUGCUUAACCCGCCUACUGGAUUCUCUUCGAUGUCUUCGUCGACGAACAAUUCCGUCGCGGGUGGAGAUCUUGCUGACCGCUUCUGAUCUUUCUCUUCCCCUCGUGCGACUGCCCUCGUCGCGUCCCACAUUCUUAUGUCUUCUUUGAAUUUGCUGUUAUGCGCGCUACGAAACGAUAUAGACUUGUGCAUUUUCUGGGUUGCAGGCAUCAACGGUGUCGGUUUUGGAUGGAUCGGUGUACCUCUUUCUCUUCCCAAUUUUUUUUCCCCCCUUUCUUUACCUUUGCUUCAUCAAGGCGUCUCAUUACCAAAUAGAUUGGCUGGGAAUUCUCCAUGGGUGUUUCUUUCCUUUUCACCACUUUUUUUCUUCCUACCCUUCGCGUCCAAAAUUCUUUUCUCAUGUGAUUCUCCUCUCCGAGGCCUGUGGUCUCUAUUUUAUACAUCUAUUAUGAUGUUCGUUAUCUUACCUCAAUUCUCUUAAUUAGCUCUCCUAGCUUCGGCUUGGAAAUACGAAAGAAAAUCUCCUUGACCCAAUA
Messenger RNA from Penicillium brasilianum, 2139 nucleotides. Lineage: Eukaryota; Fungi; Ascomycota; Eurotiomycetes; Eurotiales; Aspergillaceae. The record is from the annotation of a GenBank genome assembly.